AUGAGACAGUAAAUUAAAGUAUGUGAAUAUAUUAAAUUAUUUUUAAAAGAUGGAUUUUAGCUUCAGAUCUUCUAUGAUUAUGUUAAGUAAUUAAUCAAGUUAUUUGAAUAUAGAAAUGAAAGCAACAAUCUGCUCAAUAUUUCCAGUAUAAUAUAUUAUUAGAAUUAUAGAAAAUGGCCUUAAAAGGUAAGUAUAAAAUAAUUAAAUUAAGAAUGUAUAAACCAAAAAUGAUAUAAUUAAAUAUUAUAGAAAAUCUAAUUCUAAACAAUAUUAAAUAAGUUGAAUCAUUCUAAAUUCAAAUAAAUAAUUUAAAAUCUAUGGUUCUUUAAUAAUUAGAUUAAUCGAAUAGUAACACUAAUGAUCAAAUGUUAAAAUAAACUCGAUCUAAAUACUCAGAAUAUAGUUUCUUCAAAGAAUUAGAUAUAAUAAUAAUCGAUUAAUAAAAUAAUAACAAAAUUAAAUUAAUUGUUAAAAUCAAGUUAAAAUAGUUAAUCAGCAUUGGAUUACAAAAGUCAAUUCUAAAUUAGAACAUUUUAAAUAAUUUUAAGAAUAUCAAUAAUUAAAGAAUAUUUUGAAGAAAUUAAAUCAAUAGUUAUAAAAUAUGUCUAUAGUUAAAUAACAAAAAAAAACUAUUGAGUCCAAAUGAAUUCUUAUUUAUUGAUGAUACAAUAGAAUAAAAAAGAAAUUUAUAAGGCAAUUGUAUUCGAUUGAACAGGGAAGAUUAUGAUCUCAACUUGUGGAAGUAAAAUUAUAUUUUAAAAAUGAAAAAAUUUAAAAAGAUCAGUCACUUUCACAACAUUAUAAUAUUGUUAAUUUCUUAGUAUAUAGUAAAUUUAAGAAUUAUUUUAUUUCUGGAUCAAUUAUUUUAUGGAAAUAAUUCAAUAAAAAUUAAUUGUAAGGUUCAAACCAUGUUAAUUAUUGAAACUCCAAAGAGUCUUUCAAAAAAAUACCUUUUAAGAUAUUUAGAUAGAAAUGUUUUAUUAAAUGAACAUAAAGCUAUGAAAUUAAAAUUUUGCAAAUUUAAUUGCCAUUCUAUUUUCUUAAAAAAAUAAAUUAAACCACUCUUCCGAAUAUAAGACUUAGAGAAAUAUACGAGUGAAAUACAUUCACUUACUCUUUGA
Molecule: messenger RNA, 1121 nt
Organism: Paramecium primaurelia
Lineage: Eukaryota; Ciliophora; Oligohymenophorea; Peniculida; Parameciidae
Source: the annotation of a GenBank genome assembly